Molecule: messenger RNA, 735 nt
Organism: Ruditapes philippinarum (Manila clam)
Lineage: Eukaryota; Metazoa; Mollusca; Bivalvia; Venerida; Veneridae
Exons: 1
Coding region: 1-735 (244 amino acids)
Source: RefSeq, a predicted model, not a curated record
AUGGGAGGUGUAUAUGAAAGAUUAGUUGGAAUUGUAAAGCGUGCAUUGAGGAAAGCUCUAGGAAAGAAAUUGUUAUUGAUGGAUCAAAUAAGCACUGUCGUUAAAGAGAUAGAAGCUGUAGUCAACAGGAGACCUCUAGUGUAUGUUGGCGAAGACAUAAAGUCAUCAAUAACUUUAACACCAGGUCAUUUUCUCUGCUUAAAUCCGAAAACUGGAAUACCAAAUCUUGAUUAUGAUUACAGCGAUCCAGAAUUUAAACCAUAUGAAAGUUCUGCCGAGAGGUUAUUACAACUAUGGAAAAAAGGAGAACGACUCCUGAAUAAAUUUGUGAUCUUAUGGCGAGAUGAAUAUUUGCUUAGUUUACGAGAGAGAUCACAGAACAAAAUUAAAUCUGUAAAAGUGCAAUCAUCCGAAUCACCGAACUUAGGAGAUAUAGUUAUAAUAAAAGAUGAUCUUCCACGGGGUCAGUGGAAACUAGCAAAAAUAAUAAAUUUACGCACAAGUAGGGAUGGACAAGUUCGGUCUGCUGAAUUAGAAACCUCAAUUGAACAAAUUUUGAGACGGCCUCUUAAUUUGCUUUACCCUAUUGAAAUGUCAGAGUCAAAAAUUAGGGAUCCAGAUAUUAAAAGAAAUUCACACCAGCAAGAGACAGAAGCAAAGAAUUGUCAAUUAAAAACAUUAAGGCCUAUGCGUAAAGCUGCGGAGAAAGCUAGACAAAUGUUCCAAAAUAUGUGA